UAUAGUGUAUGUGUUAGAAACAUGAUCCAGAGAAGUUAUUUAAUGGUAGAAUAUCUCUUAGAACGUUUCUGUGGGAAAGUAAUUAACAGUGGAAGCGUAUCAGAAGGGUCCCUUUUAGAUGGAAGUGACACUGAUGUUAUGGAAGUAGUGGAAGGAUUAACUGUUAAUGAGGACAAUGAACACAAUGGUAGUUUUGUAUAUCCAACACCUAUUUAUAUUUCAAGAAAUGGAUGCAGGUUUGGAUAUUGUAGAUUGAAAGUCAAUAAUAAUGACUUUUAUGUGUUUAAAGAGCCCACUUGGACAGUUCCAGAUCUAUCCAUGAAUAAAGUAGAUAUUUCUGAACUAAUUAAGAGGAAUAAUAAUGCGUGUUAUAUCUUGAGUAAACUUUUUCAUGAGAAUAUACUCCCAACUGGAUAUAAUUUUGGAAAACAAAAAGAAUCAACAUUUGCAAGUAAUGGACCAGCGACGACUUAUGCUAAUGUAGACACAGUCAAAUGUUUAAAAAUAAACCAAUGGCCUACCGAAGCAAUUACAUGGAGAACACGUAAGAGAACGAACAACUGGCCGAGCAAAGUGACCUUAGAUUCAUUAGACAGAGACGUCUCUUGCUAUGUUGUUCCUGUUGGUAGUAAAUCUUCUAGAGACCAAGACAUGGAAUGGAGGAUUUCAUUCUCUGAAAUUGAAAGACAUCUGAUAUGGAGCAUGAAUGAUACACAGUUUAAAUGUUUUGUUCUACUAAAGGCACUGAAUAACCAGUACUUGAAAGACAUUAUAUCGUCUUAUCAUAUUAAAAAUGUUGCACUUUGGCUUUGCGAAGAAUGUCCUGAAACUGAUUGGAGAAGUGAGUUAUUGGUAGAUUGUGUGAGAAACGGUCUUCAUAAGUUAGCCGAAUACGUUGAACAAGGUUUUCUGCCUCAUUAUAUCAUACCAGAAAAUAAUCUUUUCUUCGAUAAAAGUCAUACUGAAAUAGAGGAAGCGACAAAGUUAAUAAAUGCUGUUCUCGAAAACCUAGACAUUAAAGUAAACUCAUUGACAAAUUUGCUUUACCAAGAUGUAGAAAGUCAGAUUGCUUCAUUGUACAGCGAUAACAUAAUAAGACUUCAAAAAUACAAUUCCCUUGAACAAUCUCAUUCUCUUAUAGAAUAUUCAAAAGAUGUUGUAUUCCAUUGGCGUUUAAUUUUAAUCUUAAUUUCGAUUGUGAAUCAGUUUGUAAAGACAUAG
Molecule: messenger RNA, 1221 nt
Organism: Ruditapes philippinarum (Manila clam)
Lineage: Eukaryota; Metazoa; Mollusca; Bivalvia; Venerida; Veneridae
Exons: 1
Coding region: 22-1221 (399 amino acids)
Source: RefSeq, a predicted model, not a curated record